Molecule: messenger RNA, 330 nt
Organism: Macrosiphum euphorbiae (potato aphid)
Lineage: Eukaryota; Metazoa; Arthropoda; Insecta; Hemiptera; Aphididae
Source: the annotation of a GenBank genome assembly
AUGAACAAUAGUUCAGAAGGAAAUAUUAAUGACGAAUUUAAAACGAUAGCUAGAGAAACGUUAGAUAGAAUAAUUGAAAUAAUCGAAAACGAAAGUAAUUUAGAAAUUGACGUAAACAAUACUGAUAGCGAAAUAGUUGACAACAUAGAAAUAAAUAAUUUAGACGAAGAAUUAGAUUUAUUUAAUGAAGAAAUACUUAAUGAACGUAUAGAAACUAAACCAAUAACCAGUGAUAUAUUAAAUAAAAGUUUACGAUUAAUAAACCUAGAAGAGUUUGAAUUCAUUUCCACGUUGAUGUAUAAAUCGACGUCAGUUGGGACGCAACAAUAG